AUGAAUUUUAGUCACACAAGCGCACCAAACAAGGAUGCCUUGCUCUCUUUGGCAUCUUCGCUAAAUGCAGUUCCUUUGCCGCCUGUUUCAGAUAAAUACGGAGUGAAAUUACCGCCAGCACAACAUUGUUUGACAAAUGUCAACUUUUCCAUCGUUCCAAAUCCACCUCCAGAGGAUGGAUCGGAUGAGGAUGCAGCGGGUGAUGAAGAUGAUCAAAUCCAACAGGACGAUGCUGCGCUACGGGAAAAGGAAGAGGAUGACGAUUACGAUGAUGACAAUUCCAGCAUUUCGAGAAAAUCGGAUUCAACGAAACGAGGAAGAAAAGAACCAACACCACCUUCUCAAGAUGAUAGCGAGAAUGACGACUUUGAUGAUGGAGAGUCAGAUAUAGAAGGGGAAGACGGAGAGGAUGUCAAUAUGUACUCUGAUGAAGAUAUGGAAGGCGGCUUUGUCGAUGUUGGAGAAGAGGAUGCAGAGGCAGAAGCUAGUACAUCAACUCGACCAAAUGGCAAACAGAAGUCACUCUAUGCCAUCCCAUCACGAGAUGAAAUGAGCCAACUCAAGAACACCACUGAACUGUUCAAGAGCAACAUCUUCAGACUCAAAGUUGAAGAAAUGCUAUCGGAAGUGCGACCAAAGUACGAGAAAUCCAAUGCAUUAGACUUUGUACUGCGUCACAUCAAAUCUCGUCUCGAGUCAUUGGACGGGAUCGAAGCAGCAUCACUUCCAGAUGCAACCAAAAGGCUAUCUAAGCUAUACAAAGCAAAAGUUAAGAUCCCCUUCCCAGACCCUGCACCAAAAGCAGAUUCUCCUCUGAAAUUCGGCUUUGAGAAGCCUUCAAAGGUGCAAGUAGCCGGAAGUUGGGUGCUCAGAACAGCUGCACUCAGACCGGAAGGCGUUGACGUAGAUUUGGUCUUGACGAUGCCAUCGCACUUGUUUCAAGAGAAAGAUCAUAUGAAUUUGCGAUACUUUUACAAACGUGCUUUCUAUCUUGCCACAAUCGCUGCAGCACUAUCGACGGAUGAAACUCUCAGCUUUGAUGUUUCAUUCGCUUCCACUGAGGAAGAUGUCAGAAGGCCUUACCUGCUAAUCAAAUCAAAGCGAGAUGGCUCUCAGAGUGACUUUUCGAAAUCAAAGGCAAGCAUAAAGAUUCAUUUAGCACACGAGCAUGACCUUUUUGCACCAGCCCGUUUGGCACCAUCACGAAAUGGUGUCAGGAUUGAGAAAGAUACAGAAGAACAGCCUGCAACGCCACACUACAACUCAGCCAUUCUAGCUGAUCAACUUUAUAUGCAACACCUCAUCUAUCUCAAUGCAACUAUGGCAUCAUGCAAGGAAUUCGGUAAUGCAUCAAUGUUGCUGAAGACAUGGGCCACACAAAGAGCUUUUGGCAGUGGCCCGAGUAAGGCGGAAUUGAAGGGAAAGGCCAGCGCUGAACAAGGAAGAAGGGUGGCAUUUGGCAGUACGAGUGUUCGAUUUAUACUGACAAUGAUCUUGGCCCAUCUGUUGAACGGGCCCGACAGAACCCAACAUGCAUCAUCAUCUGCUUCCGUUUCACGAUUAUCACACCAAUUCAGUAGCUAUCAACUGUUCAAGGGAGUGAUUGAUUUCUUGGCCCAUCACGAUUUCAAAGCCCACCCAGUAUUCAUGAAAGGAAGCGAUGAGAUCAUUUCACGAAGAGACAAGAUUGCAGGGGAAGACUUUUCAAUACAUUUCUCACACGUCUUGGUCGACCCGACGGGAAGCAUUAAUUUGCUGGCUAAUAUUUCUGAAGGGUCGAUCAGCUAUCUACAGAGUGAAGCAAAAGCAACAUUUUCACUACUGAAUACUGCCGAUCAGGAUCGAUUUGAGGAAGUGUUCCUGCUUGAUAGAUCAAAACCAUCCUUUGCUUUUGAUGAUGUGUUGAAUGUGACUUUGGACGGAUACAAAGCAACAGCAAAAGACAAAGCAGAUUUGGGAUCGCCAUUGUCAUGCGCGAUUGAACAAUUGUCGAACACGCUGGCAAAAGGUCUCACAAAUCGGCACACAAUGAUGACUGUGUUCGGAGCUAAUGUUCAAUCUUGGUCACUCUCUUCAAGUCGUGUUACCGAAACCACUGUUGAGGUCGGGGUCAAUCUGGAUGUAUCGCAAGCAUUCAGGUUGGUAGAUCAUGGCCCACGUCCCGAGCAAACUCAGGCCGUUGAAGAGUUCAAGGCAUUUUGGGGUGAUCUGUCAGAACUCCGACGAUUUCGCGAUGGCAGGAUCGUGGAAAGUGUUGUUUGGAAUGUUAAAGGGCAAGCACAGAAGCUUACGAUUCCUCGUCGUAUCUCCCAGUAUGUGAUAGGGAGACACAUUGGUGCAACAGUCAAGGAUGAUGACUUUCAUUCUACAGCUUUUGAGAAUCUGUGCAGUCCAGACGAAACGCUUGCUGCUCGAGCGUACCUCAACUCACCUACCGAACAAGGCUUUCAACCUGCCAUCACCGCAUUCGAUCAACUAGCCAAGCAGUUGAGAGAGUUGAAAGAUCUGCCACUCUCCCUGAUUAGCGUCGUGCCGACCGAUGCAGGACUUCGCUCAACAAGUGCAAUGGUACCCGGUGCUGCUAACAUCCAUGGCCAUCCCUCUAUGAGCGCAUCCUAUCUGCCAACGCUGGACUUUGUCAUGACGUUUGAAUCUUCCGGACAAUGGCCAGACGAUUUACCGGCUGUGCAAGCGAUGAAGAUGGCAUUUUUUGAAUCAAUCAGUGGAAAGUUGCUGGAGAUCUUACCUGGAGGAAGUCGCACGAACAUCGUUUUCGAUCAUGAUGCCGAUGAUAACAAGCUAUGGGACAAAGUAGCAUUGGAAGUUGUUCUGGCUUCUGGAUUCGCAUUCCGAGGAAGGAUACAUCAUGUUCGUGAAGAGACAUUGUUGGAACGAAUUAUCGGCGAUAAGGACGAGUCUCCAUUCAUGCAAUCCCAAGCAAAGGCCGCGUUGGACCGGUACCACGUCAGAUUCACGAAUGCUAUUCGACAUCACAAUCAUAUGUCCGCACUCGUUUCUCGUUUCCCUUCCAUCAGCGAUGCCGUUCGAUUGACGAAAAGGUGGGUCAAUGGACAGUUGUUCGGGAAUCAUUUGGCGGAGGAGUUGAUUGAGCUUCUCGUUGCAAGUGUGUACAUCGAGGCAAGUUCUGCUCCUGGCUUAGGUCAUCUUGGAUUCUUGCAAACGUUGCGCAAGUUGGCAGAUUGGAAUUGGCAAGAAACGCCUCUUGCUGUGCCUAUGACGGCAGCUACUUCUGCAACGCCCUCUUCCAAUAUGGAAUCAAGCAUUCACCGCUCCAUUCAGGCCAAUUUCGGACAACUUCGUCGAAUGGACGCGGGUAUGCAUCACCUUGCCUGGUUCAUCGCCACUGAAGAAGAACCAAAAGGUGUACAAUGGGCACGUAAUUCACCCUCUGCCGGGUCAGCAGAUGCACUUCAACGAUUAGCAAAGGCUGCAUGUGGAUUAUUGGAAUCGGGUUCAUACCUUCCGCAAAUUAAUGUUAAAGCGGUGUUUGUGCCUGAUCUGAGUCAUUUUGACUUUGUCAUAGAAUUAGAACCGGUGGCCGUAACACGGUAUAUUGACAGUCUUGGCUUUGAUGCAAAAGCGUUGGAAGCAUCUGAGCGUAGACAAGGACAAAAAACAAGUAUGUAUCGUAACUUUGUCGAUCUGAGUCAACAACAACAAGGGUUCUUGGCUAAUUUGGACAGUGGAAGUGAAUUUGUUCAUUUGAUCGAAUCACUUUAUUUGGACAGUUUACGAUUAUAUUACGAUCGUUUUGGUGGCUGCUUGGUUGGCGGAAUGUUCAAUCCAACUUUAUCCCAAAAACAAAGGGCGUUUCGAGUUGGUCUGGGCUUCAAUUCCAUACCUUCUUCUGUCGUUGGAAGUGGAACCGCAAAAGAGGUCACUUUGAAUCGCACAGCAAUCAUUGAAGAAUUACAAAGGGUUGGCAAAGGCGUUGUGCAAAAAGUGAUUCUUCAGAAUACUAAUUAA
Molecule: messenger RNA, 3987 nt
Organism: Meira miltonrushii
Lineage: Eukaryota; Fungi; Basidiomycota; Exobasidiomycetes; Exobasidiales; Brachybasidiaceae
Product: Nrap-domain-containing protein
Exons: 3
Coding region: 1-3987 (1328 amino acids)
Biological process (GO): rRNA processing; DNA-templated transcription initiation; tRNA export from nucleus
Cellular component (GO): UTP-C complex; small-subunit processome; CURI complex
Source: RefSeq, a predicted model, not a curated record